AUGUGCCAAGUAGAGUUUGAGAUGGCCUGCGCUGCUGUCAAGCAGUUGAAGGGACCUGUGAGUGAUCAGGAGAAACUGUUGGUGUACAGCUUCUACAAACAGGCCACCCAGGGCGACUGCAACAUCCCUGCCCCACCUGCCACAGAUGUGAAAGCCAAGGCCAAGUGGGAGGCAUGGAACGAGAACAAAGGGAUGUCCAAGAUGGAUGCCAUGAGGAUCUAUGUUGCCAAAGUGGAAGAACUGAAGAAAAAUGACAGUGGAUAA
This is a messenger RNA of Puma concolor (puma), 264 nucleotides long. RefSeq names its product diazepam-binding inhibitor-like 5. Gene Ontology annotation, biological process: fatty acid metabolic process. Gene Ontology annotation, cellular component: mitochondrion. NCBI's taxonomy places the organism in Eukaryota, Metazoa, Chordata, Mammalia, Carnivora, Felidae. Gene Ontology annotation, molecular function: fatty-acyl-CoA binding. The record is from RefSeq and is a predicted model, not a curated record.